This is a messenger RNA of Chenopodium quinoa (quinoa), 926 nucleotides long. RefSeq lists its product as uncharacterized. The record is from RefSeq and is a predicted model, not a curated record. Lineage: Eukaryota; Viridiplantae; Streptophyta; Magnoliopsida; Caryophyllales; Amaranthaceae. Gene Ontology annotation, molecular function: protein binding. The transcript has 4 exons. Bases 214 to 591 code for a protein of 125 amino acids.
CCCUCACUCUCUCUCUAUCUUUCUCUCUCCUCCUCAUCAAACAAACUGCAACUCCCCUUUAACUUUCUCUCUCCUUUUUUUUUUCUCUCUCUUUUUCGUGCUCAGCUGAAGUUCAUCGUCAAAUGUUGGGCGGAGGAUAAUCAUUUUUUUUUGCCCUAAGUUUAACUGGGUUUUGCUGGUUUGUUUGUGGUUUUUGUUUUGUUUUAUUGGGAGAUGAACAACGAACGGCCGCCUGAGCCUUUAGAUUUCUUCAUCUGGACUGUUGAGGAUGUUGGUAUGUGGUUGGAAGAAAUAAAUCUUGGUAGCUACCGCCAAAUUUUCAAGGAAAAUGGUGUUAAUGGCGAGUACUUGGAGAGUAUGUCCAUGUUUACAACAGAACAAAUACUUAGGUUUAUUAGGCGCUGCCAUAUGAAAUGGGGGGACUUCAUCACACUUUGCAAGGAAUUGAGGCGAAUAAAAGUGGCUUGCUUGAAAGGGGAGCAAAAGGUUCGUCGGCCAUGGUGGGCCCCUUCCUGCUUGUCUGUAGUCUUUGUCAAGGCGGCUAAACGCAACAGACAGUCGCGUGUUGUAUCACUAAAGCUCGAACCAUGAUAGUAGAUGGUACAUCUUGUACGUAUAUUUUACACAUUUUGCUUAGUGAAAAAAGGAUGAAGAACAAGGAAAAUAUCACCUUGAUGUCUUCAAGUUGAGCAUAGUGUUGCAUCAGUUCUUCUUUGGGAAUCACUUUCAAGGAAGUUCUCUAUAAAUGUUGGUGAUUUGUAGAUGUAUCAUUUGUAUGUAACUAAAGAAGUAUGAUAAUGGUUGCGAGGCUUCUCGAUAAAUCAAAUGUAAACUCUCUGACGGAAGAAACCCAUACUAGUUGGCCAUACUAUGGUGAUUGUAUUCCUUGCACUUGUGCCUUGGUCUAUUGUUUUUUCUUUUGGUUC